UCGAACAGGUCGCAUUCGCCCCGUAAUUCCUGCUGCUCGCUGUCACUGUCCGUACCCUCUGUGGCAUCCAGCUCUGUGGCUGCUUUUGUGGCACCUCUGUUAACGGUUUGAGUCGGCCAUGAAGUGGAUUUUGCUGUUUAUGGUGGCCCUUGGACUGGGCCUGGCCGCGGCCAGCACCAGCUCCAGCUAUAGCUUUUAUCGCCUGCCGACGGCAGUGCGGCCCCAGAAGUACCAUCUGAAGAUCCUGACCCAUCUGGACAAUCCGGAGGAGCUGCGUUUCGCUGGCACCGUCAGGAUUCUGGUGGAGGCUCUGCAGAACACCAAGAACAUAACGCUUCACUCCAAGAACCUCACCAUAGACGAAAGCCAGAUCACGCUCCGACAGAUCAGCGGCGAGGAGAAGAAGGACAAUUGUGUGUCCUCGACGGAGGUGAACCAGGAUCAUGACUUCUAUGUCCUGAACACUUGCCAGGAGCUGCUGGCCGGCAAUGUCUACGAGCUCUCGUUGCCCUUUGCCGCCGAACUGAACAAACAGCUGGAGGGCUACUACCGCAGCUCCUACAAGGAUACCGACACCAACAAGACAAGAUGGCUCUCGAUUACCCAAUUCGAACCGGCCUCGGCUCGAGCGGCCUUCCCCUGCUUCGACGAGCCCGGCUACAAGGCUCCGUUUGUGGUUACCCUGGGAUUCCACAAGCAGUACACGGGUCUCAGCAACAUGCCGGCGAAGGAAACCAAGCCUCACGAAUCGCUGGCCGACUACAUUUGGGUCGAGUUCGAUGAGUCGGUGCCCAUGUCCACCUAUCUGGUGGCCUACUCCGUCAAUGACUUUGCGAACAAGCCCUCCACGCUCCCGAACAGCCCGCUCUUCCGCACCUGGGCCCGUCCGAACGCCAUCGAUCAGUGCAACUAUGCGGCAGAGUUCGGUCCGAAGGUCCUGCAGUACUAUGAGCAGUUCUUUGGGAUCAAGUUCCCUCUGCCCAAGAUCGAUCAGAUUGCCAUUCCCGACUUCAAUGCCGGGGCCAUGGAGAACUGGGGCCUGGUCACCUACAGGGAGAUCGCGUUGCUGUUCUCUCCGGAGCACACCUCGCUGGCGGACAAGCAGCGGCUGGCCAAUGUGGUGGCCCAUGAGCUGGCCCAUCAGUGGUUCGGCAAUCUGGUGACGAUGAAGUGGUGGACGGAUCUCUGGCUGAACGAGGGCUUUGCCACGUACAUUGCCAGUCUGGGUGUGGAGAACAUCAAUCCCGAGUGGCGGUCCCUGGAGCAGGACUCGCUGUCUAAUCUGCUGACCAUCUUCCGAAAGGAUGCCCUGGAGAGCAGUCACCCGAUCUCGCGACCCAUCGAAGUGGUCUCGGAUAUAGCCGAGAGUUUCGACCAGAUCUCAUACCAGAAGGGGUCGUCGGUGCUGCGCAUGAUGCACAUGUUCCUCGGGGAGGAGUCCUUCCGCGCGGGUCUGCAGUCGUAUCUGCAGAUGUACUCUUACAAGAACGCCGAGCAGGACAAUCUUUGGGAGUCGCUGACCCAAGCGGCGCACAAGUUCCGCGCCCUGCCCAAGAGCUACGACAUCAAGAGCAUCAUGGACUCGUGGACCCUGCAAACAGGCUAUCCCGUGAUCAAUGUUACUCGGGAUUACGGCGGCAAGAGUGCCAAGCUCAGCCAGGAGCGCUAUCUGCUCAACACUCAGAUCUCGCGGGAACAUCGCGGCGGCUGCUGGUGGGUGCCUCUCAGCUACACCACCCAGGGGGAGCAGGACUUCAACAACACGGCGCCCAAGGCCUGGAUGGAGUGCGGCAAAACCGGCGAGAGUCUGUCCAAGACCAUACAGGAUCUGCCCGGUGCCGAUCAGUGGGUGAUCUUCAACACCCAGCUGUCGACGCUCUAUAAAGUGAACUACGAUUCGCACAACUGGAAGCUGCUGAUCGAGACCCUCACCGAAGGCGAUUUCGAGAGGAUCCAUGUGAUCAACCGGGCCCAGCUGAUCGACGAUGCCUUGUACCUGGCCUGGACCGGCGAACAGGACUACGAGAUCGCCAUGCGACUGAUCGAAUAUCUGCAGCGGGAGCGCGAGUAUCUGCCCUGGAAGUCGGCCUUCGAGAAUCUGAAACGUGUGAGCCGCAUCUUGCGACAGACGCCAGAGUUUGAGUUCUUCAAGCGUUACAUUAAGAAGCUGGUUACACCGAUCUACCUGCAUUUGAACGGCCUCAACGACACAUUCAGCGGCAUACAGCAGCAGGAUCAGAUACUGCUCAAGACCAUGGUCGCCAAUUGGGCGUGCCAGUACCAGGUUGCCGACUGUGUGCCCCUUGCCCUGCAAUACUACCGCAACUGGCGAUCGGAGGCGGAUCCGGACGAGAAGAACCCGGUGCCGCUCAAUCUGAGGAACACCGUGUACUGCACCUCCAUCAAAUAUGGCACGGAUGCGGACUGGGAGUUCCUUUGGACGCGCUACAAGAAGUCGAAUGUGGCUGCCGAGAAGCGUACCAUUCUGACCUCCCUGGGCUGCUCGCGAGAGGUGUGGGUGCUGCAGCGCUAUCUGGAAAUGGCCUACGAUCCCAACCAGGCCAUACGCAAGCAGGACUCGAUGUGGGCCUUCCAGGCGAUCGCCUUCAACGAAGUGGGCUUCCUGCUGGCCAAGAAAUACUUCAUGGACAAUGUGAACUUCCUCUACAAGUUCUACUAUCCGAUAACGAAGGAUAUGGGUCGUCUGUUGACGCCCUUCUCGGAGCAGGUCUUCACCCAGAGCGACUUCAAUGAGUUCAGGAACUUUGUCCUGCUGUCACGAGACUCGCUCAAGGGCCUGGAGCAGGCCAUUCAACAGACACUCGAGACGAUGCUCACCAACGUGCAAUGGAAGGAGCGCAACUACCACCAAAUGUCGCGCUCCAUUCAGAAGCUCCUCUAAGCCAGUGUCCGACUCCGGCCCAAGCCCAAUGCAGUCCAGCUCUCAUCAGCUCAUUGACGAAGGAAUCUCUUCAGCUAAGCAGGAAUACGAUAUAUACAUUUAGAAAUCCUCUAAUAAACUAUUUAAUACUAUCGUACAAGUAUUAUCCAAGUAUAUCCGCAA
Messenger RNA from Drosophila persimilis, 3064 nucleotides. Its product is annotated as aminopeptidase N. Gene Ontology annotation, molecular function: peptide binding; metalloaminopeptidase activity; zinc ion binding. Gene Ontology annotation, biological process: proteolysis; peptide catabolic process. The transcript has 7 exons. The coding region runs from base 119 to 2902 and encodes 927 amino acids. Gene Ontology annotation, cellular component: cytoplasm. Lineage: Eukaryota; Metazoa; Arthropoda; Insecta; Diptera; Drosophilidae. The record is from RefSeq and is a predicted model, not a curated record.